AUGUGGUAUUUCAAGUUCAGAAUCCAAGGUUUCAGGAAGGGGAAGUGGAAGGGUAUGGAGGAAGAGGAGAAGAGAUGGAGGGUAAGGUUAUGGAGGAAGAGGAGAGGAGAUGGAGAGGAAGGGGUUGGAGGAGGAGGAGAGAAGAUGGAAAGAAAGGGGAUGGAGGAAGAGGAGAGGAGAUGGAGGGUAAGGGGAUGGAGGAAGAGGAAAGGGAGAUGGAAAGGAAGGGGAUGGAGGAAGAGGAAAGGAGAUGGAGGGGAAGGGGAUGGAGGAAGAAGAGAGGAGAUGGAGGGUAAGGGGAUGGAGGAAGAGGAGAUGAGAUGGAGGGGAAGGGGAUGGAGGAAGAAGAGAGGAGAUGGAGGGUAA
Mizuhopecten yessoensis (Yesso scallop) is the source of this 366-nucleotide messenger RNA. RefSeq names its product sperm protamine P1-like. Lineage: Eukaryota; Metazoa; Mollusca; Bivalvia; Pectinida; Pectinidae. The record is from RefSeq and is a predicted model, not a curated record. The transcript has a single exon. Bases 1 to 366 code for a protein of 121 amino acids.